AAGUUCUGGCGCUUAGCUGUUCAUUAACUGAGCACGAAUUGAAAUGUUAUCGAUAUAUUUGCCUAUCGGUGUGCUGUAGCCCUGGUUAACUCACGUUGGUUUUUGUUUUUGACCUAAACAAGCUGGAUAUGACGGAAAUAAGCAAACCAAAUAUAUUAAUUACCGGCACACCUGGCGCCGGCAAAUCGUAUUUGUGCGAGCGUUUGGCCACACAAUUGAAAUUCAGCUGGCUGGACUGCUCGAAAAUUGCAAAGGAAAACAAUUUCAUUGAGGAAUAUGACAAGGAAUACGAUUGCCCCAUACUCGAUGAGGAUAAGCUCAUGGACUAUCUGGAGCCGCUGAUGGCCAACGGCGGCAACAUUGUCGAAUACCAUGGCUGUGAUUUCUUUCCGGAGCGCUGGUUCCAGGCCGUCUUCGUUGUUAAAUGUCCCAACGAGACGCUCUACGACAGACUCAAGGAGCGCAACUAUAACGAGAAGAAGCUAACAUCCAAUAUACAAUGCGAAAUAUUCGGCACAAUAUUGGAGGAAGCACGCGAAUCGUAUAAGGAGGACAUCAUUUACGAGUUGAGCGGCGAAACCAAGGCGGAUGCCCAAAAUAGCCUAAAAACAGUUAAAAAUUGGUACAGCAUGUGGAAACGCAAGUAAAACCCAGACUACAAAUAUCAACAAACUAUUUAACUGGUUGCUGAGGGUGGCAUAACUUUAACAGGGAGACAACUCAGAAUCUAUAGAGUAGAAAUAUUCUUCCACCAGCGAGUCAAUAUUGCUAUCUA
Messenger RNA from Drosophila novamexicana, 775 nucleotides. It is a transcript of the gene Ak6, whose product is annotated as adenylate kinase isoenzyme 6 homolog. The transcript is spliced from 3 exons. The record is from RefSeq and is a predicted model, not a curated record. NCBI's taxonomy places the organism in Eukaryota, Metazoa, Arthropoda, Insecta, Diptera, Drosophilidae. Gene Ontology annotation, molecular function: ATP binding; ATP hydrolysis activity; AMP kinase activity. Gene Ontology annotation, cellular component: nucleus; cytoplasm. Bases 129 to 647 code for a protein of 172 amino acids.